GGAUCAAUGAAACUGCGUUGGUAGUGCGCAGCUGCGAAACUUACUUGGUACUGUCGGCUUGUUGCAUGUUAAUUUUUAUCUCGAAACCCAAUCAAAAAUGCUUACUUGCUGUGCGGUAAAUUAUUCGAUUAUAAAAUGUACAAAACAUGCAAAAAUUAAUACAAAAUGUAUGAAUACAGAAAUAAUGCGCAAAGCAGCGCUCAUAUGUUUUAAUUUUUGUUUGAACGCCUUUCCGCUAGAGGGGAAUAUACACUGUUUUUCAUAAAUGCCAACUUACAUGAAAUACAUUCUCAGCAAAGGCCCAGUGAGAAAGUCUUUAUCCACUUCCUGCACAUGUUGGAAAGCCUGUUGUGACGGCGCGUUGCUCGCGUGUGUAUAUUUUUGUGUUGUUAACAAACUUAAGAACUUUAUAAGAUGUUGCCGUUGUGAGAAAUAGCCGAGAGAAAUCAUUUGGUCAAGAGAUUCUCGAAAUUACGAUUCUUUUAAUUAAUAAAUCAAGUACUUCACAUCAUGGUGGUUGUAACAAGUUUUCCACCUCCAACUGAAGGCAUUAAACACCAACAACCUAAUACUUCUGCUUGUAUAAAUCAAAAAGAAAUUGGCAAAGGAACUCUGUAUAUCACAGAAAGUCGCCUAUCCUGGGUAAAUGGUGCUACAGGACAAGGAUUUUCGUUAGAGUACCCACAUAUUGCGUUACAUGCAGUCUCGCGAGAUCUGACAGCUCAUCCUCAUGAGUGCCUUUAUUUAAUGAUUGACACAAAUAUUGAAGAGCCAGAACCGUGCAACCAAGAAGAAGACAAUGAGGAAGAAGGAUCAGAUUUAGGUCUCACGGAAAUAAGGUUUGUUCCUGAUGAUAAAGGGAUGCUUGAUGCCAUGUUUCACGCUAUGAGUGCUUGUCAAGCCUUGCAUCCUGAUCCACAAGAAAGCUUGUCAGAAGAAGAGGAUGAAACCUUUGAAGACGCUGAGGAUGAUGAUGGGGAGUAUCAUCUUUCUGGUGCAGGAGAUACACCAAUAAUUUUAAAUGUUGAAAGACCUGCAUCUAAUGGAGUGAAUGCCCCUGAUGGCAACUGGGAGCCAAUGGAGACUGAAGAGGGUCAGUUUGAAGAUGCAGAGAUUGAACCUGAAAACUAAAAGAACUUGGAUUUAGAAGUACAAAGUAUUACUUUUGAAAACCCAGAUGGUUUAUAUAUUUAAGUUGAAAAGUGAUGUUUUUUGAUACUGUGAAUGUUAUUGUAAUUAACAAAAAAUUAAAAAAAAAUGUAUUAAAAAAAGAAAUGAAGAAAGUUCAUGUUCUUUUCUGAAGUAGGAAUGUGACUUAAGAAGGGUUUGCAAAGUCAAGAAAGUACGAACACUUGAUAUUAAGCUUUAAUAUAAAAUUCUUAACUGCAAUUGUUCCAUAAAAUUAUCACAGAAUCAGAAUUGUAAAGCUCUUGUAACAUUGCAACAAAAAUAAAAAGAACAGUGCAUAAAAUAUUACAUAACUUGCUUAGUCAACUGUAAAAUAAAAAUAACAUUUUCUUAAUAUCUUAUCAGCAAUUGUUAGUGAUAUUGAAGACAUGCCACAUUUAGCCAGAGUGUACAACCGUGAAAUUUUAAUGGACCAAAGAGGGUUUUUAUAGUCAAUUAUAUUUUUUAAUCUACUGAAUGCAUGAUCUUUUAUACUGAUUUUAUCCUAAGUGCUAGAAAAUAACAUUAAACCACACAAUUGUAAGAAUUUCCUGAGAUAUUUGCAUUCUUAAUGUAUUGCUUACAUUAUUUUCUGGAGAAAAAUAAAAACAUUUUGUGGUAAAAAAAUUCAUUCAUCAAUCCUCAUGAAACAAUUUCUGACUAGACAUUCUCUGAAAUACAAAGAAAAAACAAACUCAACCCUCAAUAGAGUAUAAACAUGGCAAUAUUAUAUAAAUAAGCACUCCUAUAGUUUUCAUUGUUGAGAAAAAAAUUAACCAAAUUUUUAUAAUACAUUAUAGGACCCUGCAAUGCUUCACUGUUGUAAACAUAUAACACUUCGCGUGAUACUGGUCACAUUGCUAAUCAUAUUCUACACCAUGUAGAUGAUAAUGAAAGACUUUCUCGUGAGCAUGAGUUUUGUUCAAUGUCCUAGUUUGGACAUAAUUGUCAAGUAUUCUGUUAAAAUGCUCUUCCUUAAGUUUGGGCAUGCAUUCAUUAUAACACCGCCUAGGAGAAAUGUGACUUGCCUGAGAUAACAUUCAAGCUGAUAUUUCACAAUAGCUGGAGCAGAAUAUGCAGUAAAAACACGUUUAAUACUUGAGGGUGCAGCAGGUUGCAUAAGCUUCAGUUCAG
This is a messenger RNA of Gryllus bimaculatus (two-spotted cricket), 2301 nucleotides long. Lineage: Eukaryota; Metazoa; Arthropoda; Insecta; Orthoptera; Gryllidae. The record is from the annotation of a GenBank genome assembly.